CACCCACCCUCUCACCCACCCACCAAUCUUCAUCUCUCCCUUUAUUUUCCUUUUCUGCAGAAGACGAAGGAAGAGGAAGAACCAGGAGAGGAAGAGAAGGAACGAAUCAAGGAAAGCCUCGAUGAUCUCGACCUCUCCCAACUUGUGUUGUCGCCUUCUCUCUGCGAUUCAGCUCGGUCGUUGUCUCUUUCUCUCUCUAUGAUGCCAAAUUUUCGACGAUAAAGCAGCAACCUUGCUAAGGAAGGAGGUUCGUUUGAUUUCUGGUUAGCUAGGUAGAAGUACUUUCUCCUUCUAUUUUUCUUUCUGCAAACAACGAAGACAAGGGAAGGCAUGAAUGACGACGAUAGUGCGAUUAGAAGGCCGGCAAUGGGCGCCAGUGAUGGUCCUGGCGAUAGCAUUUUCUAUCAGGAAGAAGGAAGUGAUUCCUCGACCGACGACUAACAUAUGCAAGAAGAAAAUAGCCUCCCGCAAGAGCUGCGGCACCUAUCAAUGCCGACCAAGGCAUGAUAGUGGAGCUAGUUGUUGUUGGUAUAGAUUUCCGGAGGUAGCAGAGGCGACGAGGGUUGCCCACUGCUCUCUAGCACUCUCUAGUUCUCGCUAUGAUAUGGAGAAUGCAAAGAAGAAGACAAUGAGUGAGCUGUAAGCAGCAACGUAAAGUAUGAUUCCCCCCAUAAAAUCUCUUGGUCGUAGUUUAGGAGGAUGAAGAUGGCGAACAUGAAGGCAGAAAAAGAAGGAAGAAGAAGAUCAAAAAAUCCGACAGUCUGUUACGGAAUAGAGCUGCCAUGGGUUCUCCUCUACACGCACUCAAUUGUAGUGAGAGAGAGAGAGAGAGAGAGAGAGAGAGAGAGAGAGUGUGUGUGUGCGUGCGUGUGUGGCAGGGUAACAGUCCAAACAUAACAUACUAGGUUAGUAUUUGAUUCCUGGUCUCUUUUAGUUUUACUCAUGCUGAAGAGAGCUGCUAAGGUAAGACGACAUCACCAGGUGAUGAGAGGGCACCAGCGGGUCAUGAAAAAAGAUGAAGGUUUUUUAAGCACUUUGUAUCUAUAUGUUCUUUUGAUCCCUAUAAACUAGAUUUUCAUUUUCCCUAAUGAAGCUAAUUACGGUUGACAUUCUUCACCUAUGUACUUUGUAUUGUUGUGUACACUGUAGUUUGUUUGCUCAUAUAUAUAGCAAAGGCUAGCGUAUGACGGUCGUACGUUGUACGCCUGUGUUCACACUUGUUAAUAA
Linum tenue is the source of this 1227-nucleotide messenger RNA. Lineage: Eukaryota; Viridiplantae; Streptophyta; Magnoliopsida; Malpighiales; Linaceae. The record is from the annotation of a GenBank genome assembly.